Messenger RNA from Aricia agestis (brown argus), 841 nucleotides. RefSeq names its product RNA polymerase II subunit A C-terminal domain phosphatase SSU72 (gene Ssu72). The record is from RefSeq and is a predicted model, not a curated record. Gene Ontology annotation, cellular component: nucleus; mRNA cleavage and polyadenylation specificity factor complex. Gene Ontology annotation, biological process: termination of RNA polymerase II transcription. NCBI's taxonomy places the organism in Eukaryota, Metazoa, Arthropoda, Insecta, Lepidoptera, Lycaenidae. The transcript has a single exon. The coding region runs from base 209 to 787 and encodes 192 amino acids. Gene Ontology annotation, molecular function: RNA polymerase II CTD heptapeptide repeat phosphatase activity.
AACUUAAAAGUCGAUGGUUAUUAAAAGAAAACAUUAAAAACAUUGUUAUUAAGCUUUACUUAUUUGGAAACAACACGAGGGUCUUAAAAUGAUAAUAUGUGUGGUAACUGAAUUUGGCGUCUUAUCCUACAGAUGAUUUUGCACGUUAACAAAUUAUUUAAGUUUUUGAAGAUUGUUAGCGAUCUCCAGACCACCAUUUGUUUGUAAAAUGGAUAGCUUAUACGUGGCCGUCGUAUGCUCAUCUAACAUGAAUAGGAGUAUGGAAGCGCACGCGUUUUUAGCGAAGAAGGGAUUCAAAGUUAAAUCUUUCGGCACCGGAGAGAAAGUGAAGUUACCUGGCGCUUCGGCUGACCGACCCAAUUGCUACGAGUUUGGAGUUCCAUACGAUGAUAUUUACAAUGAUUUGCUGGAGAAAGAUAAAUCGUAUUACACUCAAAAUGGGCUUUUGCAUAUGCUCGAUAGAAAUCGCCGCAUAAAACAGUGUCCGGAAAAAUUCCAAGUGAGCUUGGAGAGAUUUGACGUCAUUAUAACUUGCGAGGAGAGAGUUUACGAUCAAGUUAUAGAAUGGUUUGGAUCAAAACGGUCAAUUCAUAAUCAACCAGUUCAUGUUGUUAACAUUGAUAUACAAGACAACCACGAAGAAGCUACAAUAGGAGCAUUUCUGAUAAGUGAUAUGGUGACGAAAAUGGCUCAAAGUGAAGAUCUUGACAAUGACAUUGAUGAACUAUUGCAUGAUUUUGAAGAAAAAUGCCAUAGGCCAAUUUUAAACUGUAUAAUGUUCUACUGACACAGCAUUAUAAAUAAAAUAACAUUUUCUGUAAAAAAUACAGCCGGUUUAUGU